Molecule: messenger RNA, 674 nt
Organism: Daktulosphaira vitifoliae (grape phylloxera)
Lineage: Eukaryota; Metazoa; Arthropoda; Insecta; Hemiptera; Phylloxeridae
Product: zinc finger HIT domain-containing protein 1
Exons: 2
Coding region: 1-510 (169 amino acids)
Biological process (GO): chromatin remodeling
Cellular component (GO): Swr1 complex
Molecular function (GO): nucleosome binding
Source: RefSeq, a predicted model, not a curated record
AUGAUUAUUAUUUCAUUUUUUUCAUUACAAACAAUGGCUAAUAAAAUAAGUAUAGGAAGGGAAUCGGGGAGAUUAAAAGAUGCAGAUAAAAAAAAGGUACUUGAUGAAGCAGCAAGAAAUCGUAGAGCACGAAGAGCAUUAGAAAGUUUGGAAAUGGAUAACUUUCAACAAGAUCCACAUGCAGAUAUUAUUUUAAAUAAAAAAGCACCAAAGUUUUUAGAUACUAUAGAAUCAAAAGGACGGCGCAAAAAAGAAAAAAGUGCAGAGUAUUAUAAACAAAAAUUCCGAAGAACGUUUGUACAACUGGUUGAAGAUGAUCAAUUUAAUAAUCCUGAUCCACCAAAUUAUGUUUCUAUUGAAGCACCCCCUUCAGGUUUACCCCGACGUAUAUUUUGUGCAGUGUGUGGAUUUCCAAGCACAUAUACGUGCACAACAUGUGGUGCACGAUACUGCUGUUUGUCAUGUCUGGAUACUCAUCAAUCAACUCGAUGCCUUAAAUGGACUGCUUAACUUAAAAUAACAAAACAAUGGUAUUUUUUUAUGUAUUCCACAAAAGAAAAUAAUUUGUUGAUAAUUUUAUUUUCCAAUAAUAUAUUUCUAUGUAUGUAAUUACAAUAUUAUUAUUUUCUAUAGAUGAAUUCUGCUUAAAUAAUAUGUUUUUUUCAUUAUUAUUA